UGCAUAUCAGAAUAAGAUCAUCUCUCUCGCACAGAAUGCCCACAUAGGCUUUUUGUCGUCUCUCUUAGUGGCUGGUCAUCCCAUCGUGAUUUCCGCCCCCCUGAAAUGCCGACCAUCACCACCGACUCAGCCCCGCUGAGGUGAGGUAGAUAAACCAUGGCUCUUUCCUUCGGCUGAACGAUGUCGAGCCAUCGUUUUAUUCAUAUUUAGUCUGCAUCUGUUCUCUUCCUCAAUCGAUACUGAACUUCGAUUGUUGAAUACCUUCCAUACGACAUCGGCAUCUAUCUAUUUCUCUGGUUUAUUAAACCAUCAUGUCCAGCCCUUACGGUCAUCCCCAAUACAACCAAUACGGCCCGCCGCAGCCAGGCAGUGGUCAGUACGACGGGGCAUACUCUAGUCAGCAAGGCUACUACCCUCCUCAGGGCCAGUACGGACAGCCGCAGCAACAUGGAUAUUAUCCACCCGGGCCCCCUCCCCAGCAGCAUCAUCCAUACGGCGGCCCUCCCCCAUCUUACGAUCAAGGGCCUGCUCCCUCCUAUGGAUACAGCUCGCAGGUGAAUUAUCCAUACGAGCGCGGACACUCCCCUUAUCCUCCACAACAGCCACAACACCAAGGGGGCGCGAAUGCCUCGUAUUAUAAUUCUCAGCCAGGGGGGCAAUAUCCAGCAGGGCAGCCGCCAGCCCCAGGAGGCCCAGGAGGAGAGAAGGGCUUAGGCUCAUCCAUAGUCGGUGCUGCCGGUGGUGGUUUUGUCGGUCAUAAACUCGGUGGAGGAUUUUUGGGGACGGCAGGAGGUGCGCUGGCCGGUGCUGCAGGAAUGAACAUGGCUAGCAAGCUACACAAGAAGCAUGAUAAAAAGCAUAAGAAGGAGAAGAAGCAUCACAAGCACCACAAGCACCAUAAGCGCGGAUCAAGCUCUAGCUCUUCCAGCUCAAGCUCUGACAGCGACUGAUGGAUAACUGCGUGCGAUCAUGAGGCUGUGAUAUGGAUACCCUGUUGAGUAGGCAUCGUUGAUUGGUGUUUAUAUGGCGCCCUGAAUGAGCGGGAAGUUGGCCAACGAGUUUUUUUUUCUUUCUUGAAUUGUAUUCUUAGUCUAAAUAGCAACCUGUGUUCUAUUGUUCCGAUUCACUUGGAGAUGGCAACGUCUUCUGAACUAUUCGCCACCUGUUGCAUAUGGACCUCUGCAUGAGAUGACAUCGAUUUAAGUUUGGUCGGACGAUAGAUGUACUCCGGAAAAGCACUGGGGGGUUGUAUCCGUUGCCACCUUGAUCUUCUGAAGUACGUCGAUGGCUUGAUAUUAUUAGGGCAGAGGACAGCUGCUUCUAGGAUCCAUCGGAGUUAUUACGGGGAACCUGAAAGCGAAAUGAGCAAGUGGAAAUAAAAUUUAUCAGUUUAUCCAAAAGACGACUGUU
Aspergillus wentii DTO 134E9 is the source of this 1410-nucleotide messenger RNA. RefSeq names its product putative glutamine-serine rich protein MS8. Lineage: Eukaryota; Fungi; Ascomycota; Eurotiomycetes; Eurotiales; Aspergillaceae. The record is from RefSeq and is a predicted model, not a curated record. The transcript is spliced from 3 exons. The coding region runs from base 312 to 950 and encodes 212 amino acids.